UUAACCAACUAAAAAAUAUAAUAAUAAGAAAACACUUUUCUUUAGUGACUAAAACAAACUAUCUAUCCAAAAUUUAUACUUUUUUCAUAAAUAGUUUGAAAUUUUUAUGAUCAACCACGCCAAGGUGGUAUAUUUCUUAACAUAAAAAAUUAGAAAUUCAUUAAAAAAAAAAAAGAAAUAAAAGAUAAAGAAAAUAUGUUAAUAUAAUGUAGAUUAAGGGGUCACGCAUUUCUUUUCUCGAUGUAGAUUUUAUAUUAUUCCUAAAAGAGAAAUGCUAAAAGUACCAGUGGCGCUUAACACCUUCUUAUAUAUCAGUAUCGUUAUUGGUCCAACUAAGUAUCGGAUCUCGUAUAGUUUAAUAUAAUAACUUUUAAAAAUUAUCGUUAGCCGAUCACAACACGACAUGUCGAGAAGGUGCUAGGCACCAGUGCCUAAUAACAAUGCUCUUCCUAAAAUUAUUUUUUCUUCACACCGAUAUUAUUACUAAUCCUAUUCGGCUAUUCAUAUAAGGACAGCGUAUCAGGGUUAAAUAAGUAAUAUCUCUGUGCUUCAAUUCAAGAGUCCUCUGCUUAUAAAUAUCCAGUUCUUUAUUCACAAUUACCACUUCGUUCCUCAACAUGAUCUUUUCUCUUUUUCUCUCAUCCUCGUUUUCUUCUUCUUCUUCUUUUUUUUGAAUAUAUAUAUAUAUAUAUAUUGUAAACAAACAAUACACAAAUUCAAAAAAUAGAAACUGAAAAAAAAAAACACUUACAUCAAAAUGGUGACUAGGGAUAGUAGUCGUAGCAGCCGUGACCAAAUGUCUUGUCGGUUCAUUAUUUUUUUACUAGUAUUGGCUUCGAUAUGUGUCAUUCUGAUGGGCAUAUCUGUUUGGGUAAUCUCUUCCACUAUUGAGCCAAUUAAUUUGAUACAAACAGUCCCUAAUCUCGCUCAUCAUUUUAGUAGAAACUCCAUAAUUGGCUCUGAAUCUGAUGAUGAUGAUGGAGGUUUUGGUGGUGUUGAUCAUAAUCAUGUUCGAUCACCUAUUUCUCCUUCGAGUACUCUUUCCAACACUACUACUACUACUACUACGGCUUUUCAUGCUAAUAAUGGAUUCAAGAACCACACCAUAAGAAGAAAAAUCUGGACUCGAAGUGGAAAACGACAGAUUCUUGAACGAGGACUAGCUGCGGCUCGAGCUGUGAUUCGGAGAGCAGGUUCGAGUAGCAACUUCUUGACAACAAGAAACGACACCGACUAUGUUCCUAAUAGUGUCGUUUAUCGUAACCCAAAAGCGUUUUAUCAGAGCUAUGUUGAAAUGGAAAAGAGAUUCAAAGUGUAUGUGUACGAAGAAGGUGAGCUUCCAAUCUCUCAUGACGGACCAUGCAAGAACAUAUACGCCAUUGAAGGGAGAUUCAUACAUGAAAUGGAAAACAGUGCAAAGAGGUUCAGAACAAGAGAGGGUGAACGAGCUCACGUUUAUUUCAUGCCUUUUAGCGUUACGUGGAUGGUUAAGUACUUAUACGAAGCCAACUCUCGCGAUCUCGACCCUCUCAGGCGCUAUGUAGCCGAUUAUAUCAACCUCAUUUCUACCAGAUACCCAUUUUGGAAUACAACCAAGGGUGCCGACCAUUUCAUCGUUGCCUGUCAUGAUUGGGGUCCUCAUGCAACAGAGGGCAAUCAAUUCCUUUACAACACAUCCAUUCGAGUCUUUUGCAACGCCAACUCUUCUGAAAGCUUCAACCCACAAAAGGACGUAAGCCUGCCAGAAAUCCACCUCUUAACCGGCGAAAUGCCAUCGGCAUUCCACUCUCCACCCGAAAAUGCCACGCGUCCACUCUUAGCCUUCUUUGCCGGGGGCCUCCACGGCAUAAUCCGACCCAUCCUCUUUCAACAUUGGAACGGCCGAGACGGCGAUAUGCAAGUCCAUGAGUAUCUCCCUGAGGGCAUGGGAGACUACCAUACUUUCAUGCUAAAAUCCAAGUUUUGUCUCUGCCCUAGCGGAUAUGAAGUGGCGAGUCCUAGAGUGGUGGAGGCUAUCUACGCCGGGUGUGUGCCGGUAAUCUUGUCUGAUAGCUAUGUUCUGCCAUUCAGUGAUGUUCUUAAAUGGGAUGAGUUUUCCAUCAGUGUGGAGAUUUCAGAUAUUCCGAGGUUGAAGGAGAUAUUGAGUUCGGUUUCUGAAGAAAAGUAUCGAAGACUUAAGGAAGGGUUAAAGACUGUUAGGAAGCAUUUUGUGUUGAACAACCCUGCCAAGAGAUUUGACGUGUUUCAUAUGAUUCUUCAUUCUAUAUGGCUCAGGAGGCUUAAUGUUGGGCUUGCAUAGUUAUGAGUUUACUUUAUUUUUUUCUUUAUUCUUUCUUUUUUAGGAUAUGUUUCAUGUACAAAGGUACUAAUAUGGGCAUAGUUGAAAGUUUUAUUUUAUUUCAUUUGUAAAAGUGUAAGGGUUUACACAAAGUGAAAGUUUAUUUAUUUUAACUAUAUAA
This is a messenger RNA of Cannabis sativa, 2459 nucleotides long. RefSeq names its product probable glycosyltransferase At5g25310. The coding region runs from base 758 to 2299 and encodes 513 amino acids. Lineage: Eukaryota; Viridiplantae; Streptophyta; Magnoliopsida; Rosales; Cannabaceae. The record is from RefSeq and is a predicted model, not a curated record. The transcript has 4 exons. Gene Ontology annotation, molecular function: glycosyltransferase activity.